This is a messenger RNA of Gekko japonicus, 933 nucleotides long. RefSeq names its product olfactory receptor 13H1-like. Gene Ontology annotation, molecular function: olfactory receptor activity; G protein-coupled receptor activity. The record is from RefSeq and is a predicted model, not a curated record. NCBI's taxonomy places the organism in Eukaryota, Metazoa, Chordata, Lepidosauria, Squamata, Gekkonidae. Gene Ontology annotation, cellular component: membrane. Gene Ontology annotation, biological process: G protein-coupled receptor signaling pathway. The coding region runs from base 1 to 933 and encodes 310 amino acids. The transcript has a single exon.
AUGCAAGAGGAAAAUGAAACUACAAUGACUGAGUUCAUCCUCAUUGGUUAUUCUGGUCAACCAAAGACAAGGAUGGGGCUGAUUAUCUUUUUGACUGUUGUGUAUACUAUAACAGUUGCGGGGAAUGGUCUUAUUAUCUUGGUGAUCACUGCUGAUCCUCGGCUACACAACCCCAUGUACUUUUUUCUCAGUAAUCUGUCUUUUCUUGACAUUGGGUAUUCAACAUCUUCAAUACCACAGUCUAUUAUAAACCUUUUAGUGGACAAGCCUACCAUGUCUUUUGCAUUGUGCUACUUCAAUAUGAGCAGUUCCGUCUACUUAGGAGUGACUGAAUGUAUCCUGCUGGCCAUCAUGGCCUAUGACAGGUUUAUUGCAAUCUCCAGUCCACUACAUUACAUGAUAAUAAUGAGCAAAAGGUUUUGUAUCCAGUUAGCAAUGGGGACAUGGACAAGUGGUUUCUUCUUAGUAGUGAUCCCCAUUUAUGCCACGCCAACUCACUUUUGUGGCGGAAAUGUAAUAGACCAUCUGACAUGCGAACUCAAAGCGGUUAUGAAGCUUCUUUGCACGCAAUCCACCUUGAAUCAGCUUGUGAAUUUCUUUACUGGGGUUCUCACACUACUUUGCCCCUUUGCUUUCAUCCUUUUCUCAUAUGUGCGCAUUAUUGUGGCAAUUCUGAAAAUCCAUUCAGCGGGAGGCAGGCUUAAGGCCUUCUCCACGUGUGGUUCUCACUUGGCUGUGGUAAUAAUUUUCUAUGGCACCGCUAUAUUUUCUUACCUACAGCCUCAAAGUAAAAUCACUCACAAGGUAGAUAAGAUCAUUUCUGCUUUCUAUGGAAUAGUGACCCCCAUGUUAAACCCACUGAUUUAUACACUCAGAAAUAAAGAGGUAAACGAUUCACUGGGAAGACUUAUAGGAAAGAAAGGGAAAGUGUAA